AUGGGAAGCACGAGACUUCGGGGGCUGCAACCUACCCUGGAGGGAGCGGAGUGGACGGCCGCUCCCCUGUCUCCCCACCACACUGCCACACGCUAUAAGGAUGGGGGCUCGCCGGUCCUGUUCCCCCCCCUCUGGGCCGAGGGGGUCAUCCCGGUCCCCAUUGGGACGAAAUCGAGCCGACUAAAGAGACGACUAAAGGGUGCUGAGUACCCAGGUCCCACAAGCAAAGAUUGCGGUGGCUCAGAUCACCUAACCAAACACACCGGCAAAUUAGAAACAAGCCGCUGA
Molecule: messenger RNA, 288 nt
Organism: Pelobates cultripes (western spadefoot toad)
Lineage: Eukaryota; Metazoa; Chordata; Amphibia; Anura; Pelobatidae
Source: the annotation of a GenBank genome assembly